Molecule: messenger RNA, 1719 nt
Organism: Durotheca rogersii
Lineage: Eukaryota; Fungi; Ascomycota; Sordariomycetes; Xylariales; Xylariaceae
Product: glycoside hydrolase family 18 protein
Exons: 3
Coding region: 145-1326 (393 amino acids)
Biological process (GO): carbohydrate metabolic process
Cellular component (GO): extracellular region
Molecular function (GO): chitinase activity
Source: RefSeq, a predicted model, not a curated record
GUAUCGAAUAAUACUUAUUAGCGAUAUCAGUUUCUCUCAUUCGCUUCUCCCACGGCACCGAUUAGUGUCGGAGGGAAAGAAGAAAUCUAGGGUGGAGACACAGAACGGCAAGAUAAGCCGCCGAGAGAAGCCCAAUAGACCACCAUGCUUCGACUACUUAGCACCGUCGUAACCUUCACGCUCUGGGCCUCGGGGGUCCUCGCCACCUUCGACCCGGACGCCUCGGACCACAUCGCCAUCUACUGGGGCCAGAACUCGGCGGGCGUCUCCGACGCUAGCAAGGCCCAGCGGUCCCUGUCCGAGUACUGCGCCAGCACCAACGUCGACAUCAUCCCCAUCGGCUUCCUCUCCAGCACCGACCCGGUCACGAUCGACCUGAGUAACAUGAAAGACAACAACAACAUUGGCGAGGAGAUCACGGCGUGCCAGCUCUCGGGCAAGACGGUGCUGAUGUCGGUGGGCGGCGCGACGCUGGCCACGGGGUUCGCGACGGCGGAGGCGGCGGCGGCGGCGGCGGACCAGGUGUGGGGCAUGUUCGGGCCGGUGGGCGCGGGGGACGCGUCGGCGGCGCGGCCGUUCGGCGCGGCCGUCGUCGACGGCUUCGACCUCGACAUCGAGGCGCCGCUGGCGCACGUGGGCGCGUUCGCCGCCCGGCUGCGCGCGCACCUCGACGCGGCCAACGGCGCCGCCGGCGGCCGCCGCUUCUACCUCUCCGCCGCGCCGCAGUGCCCCUUCCCCGACCGCAACAACGCCGAGCUGCUGCACGGCCCCGGCGCCGUGCGCUUCGACUUCGUCAUGGUGCAGUUCUACAACAACGAGGGCUGCGACGUGCGCGCCUUCGCCCCCGGCGGCGCAGGCGCAGGCGCAGGCGCAGGCGGAGGAGGAGGCUUCAACAUGGCCCAGUGGGACGCCUGGGCCCGCUCCGCCGCCGCCGCCGACCACCCCGCCGUCAAGGUCUUCCUCGGCGUGCCCGGCGCCGAGUCCGCCGUCGCGCCCGCCCAGCGCGGCUCCUACGCGGCCCCCGCGGCCCUCGCCCCCAUCGUCGCCUACAGCCGCCAGUUCCCCAGCUUCGGCGGCGUCAUGGUCUGGGACAUGUCCCAGGUCUGGGCGAACCCGGGCUUCCUCGACGCGCUGGCCGCCAGCGACGGCGGCCAGUCGGGCCAGCAGGCGGCGCAGGAUAAGAACUCCGCGCGCGCCCGCCUCCCCGACCCCGAGCAGACCCCGGCGAACCACGCGUCGGCGGCGCGGCUGGGCCGCGGUCGGGACCACCCCCGGCAGUGGACGCCCCGGGACGCGGCACGCUCGCUGGGCGGGUGGCUAUCGUGAGGGGGCGUGCACGUUUACCACGGAGAGAGAGGAUCUCGGCACCAGAUCCGGUCAGACAUUUACCUCGCGCUCCCCUAUCACGCAGCAACUCACGGCCAGAGAGGGUAGUGAAAUCCCCGCGACGGAGAGGCGCGUCGAGGCGCAGGCUAUAAUAGUCUGGUAAUUCGGUUGCGGAGCGAAGGAGACGGGGCGUGUACAUAUUAGGGUUAGGCUGCUUAGAGGAGGCCGAGAACGAGGGAGGGAACGACGCCUCGGUGCGUCGAGGCGAACGGACGCUGCGACGGUCUCGCUGGGAGAAAGAGGAUAAGCACCUAUAUUACACACAGAAGUUGCCCCGAUGUGCAUCCAAGGAGCUUGGCUCGACCCCUCGCUGGUUUGUAUAUUAGGCGUCGA